AAACUACAAGGAACAAGUCGCGUGGAUAGGCCUACUAGUGGGGGUAGAGUGGGGGUAAAAACGUGGCUGAACGUUGGUUGAUCAACAGGGCUGUACAUUCCGCAUUUGCGAACGACACUAACACACGCGCGUGAUCUGUCUGACAGCCGUUUUGACACGCGACUUAUUUCCGAUUUUCAUCUUUGGACACAAGUGUCAGUGAUAGUGACCUAUUUUCCGAUAUGGAUCAUUCUUUGUCUCAGCACACUCCAUUGCAGUGGGGAUAUUCUGGGAGUAAUAGUACUUCUUCAUCUUGGCAGCCUGUCUCAAGAGGUAUCAAAAGACCUCUUUCCGAAAGUGACUGUGAUGAUGUUUACUCGGAGGAAUCAUCUAAAGAGCAAUGUACCAGCCCUGGUGAUGCCGAUAGUUGUCAAAUGUUAUCGAGGAAAAAACGUAGAGGCGUAAUAGAAAAAAAGAGACGAGAUCGAAUAAACAUGUCACUGAGUGAAUUAAAAAGACUUGUGCCUAGUGCCUUUGAGAAACAAGGAUCAGCAAAGCUCGAGAAAGCCGAAAUUUUGCAAAUGACCGUUGACCAUUUAAAAAUGCUGCAUGCUAAAGGCUUAGAUUCUUUUGCUUACGAUCCGCAUAAAUAUGCUAUGGAUUACCAUGGAAUGGGCUUCAGGGAAUGUGUAGCGGAAGUUGCUCGAUAUCUUGAACGAAUUGAAGGUUUAGAUGUCCAAAACCCAUUACGAAUCAGAUUAACCUCGCAUCUCCAAUGUUGUGCUGCUCAGAGAGAACUAGCUUCAAAGCAAGCUACCUCUGCUCCUUGGGGAUACCCAGGAUCUCAACCUCCUUAUCCUCCCAUUAAUGCUUUACCUCCUUCUCCCGCUUCUAACCAUGGUCCUUUAUCUAAUCUGAAUCAUCAUCAAACAGCUCCUCCUCCACAAAAUAUACAUCAUGAUUUGGGACAUUUUGACGUUUCUACAUCCUGUGGCCAAACUACAAUACCAGUACCAACUUCGGAUAGUAAUAAUAGAAUACCACCUUCAACAUCUAUAUUAACUCCUUUAACAACAACGACACCUUCAGCUUUAGCCUACAGUUCCCAUCAAUAUCCACACAACGCAUUUAGUAUCCCAACUACAAGUCAUCAUCAGAAUUAUAGCCAAAGUAUUCCGCCAUCACAAGGAAUGAAACCAUAUCGACCAUGGGGCGCGGAAGUUGCUUACUAAACUAGUCUUUUAAUUAAGUGACCUUGAAAAAAACGUCCAGAUUAGUUGUUGAAAAUUAUGAUGUGAUUAUAAACUAGUGCCAGUUCAUUUUCGGACUAUAAUUAUGUGUCAUGUAUAUAUAUAUAUAUAUAUAUAUAUAUAUAUAUAUAUAUAUAUAUAUAUAUAUUUCAACAGUAUUAUUGGUCUGAACGUAUUAUGUGGCUGUAUAUAAAUUUGCCUUACGCAGAACUAUCCGAGACUUAGUCAUUUGUACCUUACUUGAAUGUUUAUUUAUUAUUAGUUUAUUAUAUUUAGGAUUUUUAUAAUUUCCUGAUAGA
Diorhabda carinulata is the source of this 1528-nucleotide messenger RNA. RefSeq names its product hairy/enhancer-of-split related with YRPW motif protein (gene Hey). NCBI's taxonomy places the organism in Eukaryota, Metazoa, Arthropoda, Insecta, Coleoptera, Chrysomelidae. The record is from RefSeq and is a predicted model, not a curated record. Gene Ontology annotation, biological process: regulation of neurogenesis; anterior/posterior pattern specification; regulation of transcription by RNA polymerase II. Gene Ontology annotation, molecular function: protein dimerization activity; DNA-binding transcription factor activity, RNA polymerase II-specific; RNA polymerase II cis-regulatory region sequence-specific DNA binding. The coding region runs from base 222 to 1211 and encodes 329 amino acids. The transcript is spliced from 3 exons. Gene Ontology annotation, cellular component: nucleus.